Molecule: messenger RNA, 792 nt
Organism: Pestalotiopsis fici W106-1
Lineage: Eukaryota; Fungi; Ascomycota; Sordariomycetes; Amphisphaeriales; Sporocadaceae
Exons: 2
Coding region: 1-792 (263 amino acids)
Source: RefSeq, a predicted model, not a curated record
AUGUACAUUUCGAUUUUUGUCACGCUUGUGGCCUGGACCACCAGCGUCCUUUGUCACUGGAACUACAACACCCUAAUCGUCAAUGGCGAGGUCGCCGGCGCGCCGUACCAAUACGUCCGACGGACCAACAACUCCAACACGCCGCUGCAGAUGGUCAACGCCACGACCAUGCGCUGCAACGCCGGCGCGGCGCUGGGCGGGCCCCUCGACACGGAGACCCUGGCGGUGCGCGCGGGCGACGAGCUCGGCUUCGGCGUCGAGUCCACCUUUGGCCACCCGGGCAUCCAGCAGGUGUACCUGUCGCGGGCGCCCGGCGGCACCGCGGCCGCCGACUAUGACGGCGCCGGCGACUGGGUCAAGAUUUAUGCCGCGACCACGCUGGCGAAUGCGAGCUGGAAUAGUGGCGGCGAGGGCCUCGUCUGGGCCAUGCGGCGCGCGCACUCGUUUCGCUUCCCGCUGAGUGACCAGACGCCGCCUGGGGAAUACCUGCUCCGAGCCGAGGGGUUGGCUCUGCAUGCAGCGCACAAGUUGGACUGUGCGCAGUUUUAUGUCGGCUGUGCCCAGAUCCGAGUCACGGGGAAUGGCACUGGGCGACUGGAGCCGACGGUCAAGAUUCCGGGCUUGUAUAAUAAUACUACGCCGGGCGUGUUAAUUCCUGACUUUUGGACAAAAAUUACGAAUUAUACAGAGCCCGGCCCGGCGCUUUGGCCAAAAGGCACCCAGACGCAGCAUGUCGUGAAGCAGUUGGGUGAUACGUCAAAGCACGUUUCGGGAUUCAGAAGACGCGUCUGA